CCUCUGAUAAGAAGAAUAAGAACACAAGAAUAUUCUCUAUUACACAGAGAGAAAGAGACGAGAGAGCGAUAAUAAUGGCGCUUAAGGGUUUCGCGUGUUUUUCGAUCCUUUUGUUGUUAUCUCUGUUCGCUUCCUCCAUAAGAAGCGAGCAGACGAAGGAAUUUGUCUUGACUCUCGAUCACUCUAACUUCACGGAAACCAUCACCAAGCACGAUUUCAUCGUCGUCGAGUUCUACGCCCCUUGGUGUGGUCACUGCCAGAAGCUUGCUCCUGAGUACGAGAAGGCUGCAUCAGAGUUGAGCAGUCAUAACCCUCCUCUCGCUCUGGCCAAGAUUGACGCUAGUCAGGAAGCAAACAAAGGAUUUGCUAAUGAGUACAAGAUUCAGGGUUUCCCCACUCUUAAGAUUUUGAGAAAUGGAGGGAAAUCAGUUCAAGAUUACAACGGACCUCGUGAAGCUGAGGGUAUUGUCACUUAUUUGAAGAAGCAAAGUGGUCCUGCUUCUGUUGAAAUUAAGUCAGCUGAUUCUGCCGCUGAGAUUGUUGGUGAAAAGAAUGUUGUUGCUGUUGGAGUGUUCCCUAAAUUAUCUGGCGAGGAGUUUGAUUCUUUCAUGGCCCUUGCUGAGAAAUUGCGUGCUGACUAUGAUUUCGCACACACUUUGGAUGCCAAGGUUCUUCCUCGUGGAGAGUCUGUGGAAGGACCUGUAGUAAGGCUAUUCAAGCCUUUUGAUGAGUUGUUUGUUGAUUCCAAGGACUUCAAUGGGGAAGCUCUAGAGAAAUUUGUCAAAGAAUCAAGUAUUCCACUUGUCACCGUCUUUGACAGUGAUCCAAACAACCACCCAUAUGUUGUCAAAUUCUUUGACAGCCCUGCCACUAAGGCAAUGAUGUUCGUUAACUUCACCGGAGCAACAGCUGAAUCUCUAAAAUCAAAGUACCGUGAAGUAGCUACAUCCAACAAAGGUCAAGGUCUUGCCUUCCUUGUUGGUGAUGCUGAGAGCAGCCAAGGCGCUUUCCAGUACUUUGGACUCGAAGAGAGCCAAGUUCCCCUCAUCAUCAUCCAGACCCCAGAUAACAAGAAGUAUUUGAAAGCCAACGUUGAGGUUGACCAGAUUGAAUCAUGGGUCAAGGACUUCCAGGACGGAAAAGUUGCCGCCCACAAAAAAUCUCAACCUAUUCCAGCUGAGAACAACGAACCAGUGAAGAUUGUUGUUGCCGAGAGCCUUGACGACAUAGUUUUCAAGUCUGGAAAGAAUGUCUUGAUUGAAUUCUAUGCACCGUGGUGUGGACAUUGUCAAAAACUUGCUCCAAUCUUGGACGAAGUGGCUUUGUCAUUCCAGAACGACCCAAGUGUGAUCAUAGCAAAAUUGGACGCAACCGCAAAUGAUAUCCCAAGUGAUACCUUCGACGUGAAAGGAUUCCCGACCAUUUACUUCAGGUCAGCGAGCGGAAACGUUGUAGUGUAUGAAGGAGACAGGACAAAGGAAGACUUCAUAAACUUCGUUGAGAAGAACAGUGAGAAGAAGCAAACUUCUCAUGGAGAAGAGUCUACCAAGACUGAAGAACCGAAGAAGACUGAAGAAACGGCCGCAAAGGACGAGCUGUAGAAGUCUCAUGAGUUUGUUUUUCGGAAUUUGAGUAGGAGCAUUUCUCUUCUUCACCCUAUCCAUCAGAAUCUUGGUUUUUUCUUUUACAGAUUUACAGUUUCUUCUUUUUUGCUCUCUUGUUCGAACCCAGAGUCUCUCCCAUUAAUAAAAAGUUAAACCUAAU
Messenger RNA from Arabidopsis arenosa, 1764 nucleotides. NCBI's taxonomy places the organism in Eukaryota, Viridiplantae, Streptophyta, Magnoliopsida, Brassicales, Brassicaceae. The record is from the annotation of a GenBank genome assembly.